Molecule: messenger RNA, 1604 nt
Organism: Meloidogyne enterolobii
Lineage: Eukaryota; Metazoa; Nematoda; Chromadorea; Rhabditida; Meloidogynidae
Source: the annotation of a GenBank genome assembly
CAAUGGAAAACUUAAUAAUAUCUGAAUUGCAAAAUGGCAAAACUUACAGUAAUAACAAUCAUAUUUUCAACAAACAUGUAAAUAAUCAUUGCAUCAAAAGUAUUGCUAAUAAUUACGUUGUUGAAGUAAUUGAAAACGAGGAUAUUCUCAAAGAAUUGACUGAAUAUUCUAUUAAUUAUGCCCAAUCUAUAGGCUUCGUUGGACUGUGGUCCGAGCAAAAAAAGUUUAUAGACAUUUCUGUUGUACCGCCAAUGACCUUGCUUCCAUCGCCAUUUCCCAUGGAACUCUUUCAAAAGGCCACAUCUGUUCAGUCCACUCUAAACGAGCUUUAUUAUCGUAUAUCAUUGGAUUAUGACUUCUUAAUUGAAGCAUAUCGUGAAGUUGUUAAAGCCGACAAAUGGGUUGGGCGACAGGUAGAGAUGAUGAAGCUGGUUCAUGCUGAAGGUAUACGACAGAAAUUUGUGCUUCAAGUUCAGCGAGCUGACUAUAUGACGCAUUGUGAGGAUGGUCAAAAGAUAGAGUUAAAGCAGAUCGAAGUAAACUUUGGACCCGGUGGAGUAGGAUUUGCUCCCAAAGUGGCAAAAUUACAUAAGAAAAUGAUCGAGAAGGUUGAGAACUUACAUGGUUGUACACCAAACUCAAUGAGCGAAGCGGCACUCCCAAAAGCGAAAAAAAUCGCUGAGGCUCUUUUCCAAGCAUGGAAAGUAUUUGGUGAUGCUAAAGCAAUUGUUGUACUGGUGUUUGAUUCGAAUUUAUACCCGAUCCAGCAUCAUGAACAGUUGCAAUUCGUACAAUUCGAAUUAGAAAAAAUAGCAAGAAAUGCCGGAUCUAUUUUAAAUAUAUCGAAAAUGACACUUGAAGAAUGUGCCGAAAGAAUGCAUCUUAAUGAGUCUGAUUACUCUUUAAUGGUCGGAGAGAAUAAACGAGUUGCAGUGGUCUACAUGGUAUACGGCUACUUACCUGAGCAUUAUACUAGUGAGAAAGAAUGGAAUUGUCAAUUGAACAUGGAACGCUCAACUGCCAUAAUUUCCCCGAACAUUAGAAGCCAGCUGAGCGGAACAAAAAAAGUUCAGCAGUUACUUGCAAAGCCAGGCAUGCUUGAACGGUUCUUGGCAGAUAGGCCUAAAAAGAUUGCUGAACUUAGAAGUACAUUCACCGGAAUAUGGAGCCUUGAAGAAAAUGAUUCGUUUACUCAAGCACUUGUCACUGAUGCAAUUAACAGUCCUCAAAACUACGUACUUAAAGCACUACGUGACGACGGCGUGGGAAAUUUUUUCGAUGAGAAACUUGCUGAAAUGCUACAAACUAUGUCAGUGCAAGACAGGAGUGCGUUCAUUUUGCAGCAGAAAAUUCGCCCAAUUGCUAACUACUUGAAGAGGCCAUUUCAUCCUGCUAAAUUGGAAGUUGUCACAAAUGAGCUAGGCGUCUUUGGAACAUUCCUGGGCACAUAUGAUGGAAAAGUUCUCUUUAACCAUGUAGAUGGGCAUUUUAUUAAAACAAAAUCACAUAAUUCAAACCAAGGAGGUAUAUGCGAAGGAAGUGGUGUAAUUGACUCGGCAUUACUCUUUCCUGAAGCGCAGUUUCAAAAAGGCAUAGCCAAAUAA